Scleropages formosus (Asian bonytongue) is the source of this 2006-nucleotide messenger RNA. It is a transcript of the gene fam20cb, whose product is annotated as FAM20C golgi associated secretory pathway kinase b. Bases 169 to 1941 code for a protein of 590 amino acids. Gene Ontology annotation, molecular function: protein serine/threonine kinase activity. Gene Ontology annotation, cellular component: Golgi apparatus. Gene Ontology annotation, biological process: enamel mineralization; protein phosphorylation. The transcript is spliced from 10 exons. The record is from RefSeq and is a predicted model, not a curated record. Lineage: Eukaryota; Metazoa; Chordata; Actinopteri; Osteoglossiformes; Osteoglossidae.
CCAUCGCUGAGCUCUGCCAAUGAAGACCGCAAACGGUGCAGCGCUCGCUCGCCCAAAUUCGCCGCCACUUCAUUAAUAAACACGCUCUGUGAUGUAGUGAGCUUCCUCGUCUACCUUGUAAUCGUGUCGAGCCGAUACCUGCGCUCGAUCAGGGCGGCCGCAGCCAAGAUGAUUCUCUUUCGGAAAUUCCGCGUUUUGAUCCUCAUGGUGUUCCUGGUCGCGUGCACCAUGCACAUCAUGAUCGACUUGCUGCCCAAGUUGGAGCGCCGCGCGGCGGGAUCGGGCGCCGGAGGCGGCGGCGGCGGCGGCGGCGCCGCGUGCUCGUGCGCGCACGGCCCGAGCGACGAGCCGCAGAGCUGGGGCAAGCAGCGGCUGCGAGCGGCCGCCGAGCCGGGCUGGCCUAACAAGCACACGCUGAGGAUCUUGCAGGACUUCAGCAACGAGCCCGGCUCCAACCUCACGUCGCACUCCGUGGAGAAGAUCACGGGGCCCGCGGACAGAGCGGAGAGCUUCGGAAAGCGGCACGACUCGCAGUACGCGCACAAGAAGAAAGCGGCGGCGGCGGCGGCGGCGGAGACGGACGGGGGCGAGGAAACGGGCAAGAGGCACUUGGUGGAGGAUUCGAGAGGCAGGAGCGCGCCGGCCGGGGCGUCCCCGUCCAAACUGGCGUCGCUCUUCGAGGAGCCGCUGUACAGGACGAGGCUGCCGCCGCUCACGGACGACGACACGCUGUUCAACGUGAACGCGGAUAUCAGGUUCAGCCCGAAGGCGGCCGAUGAUCCCGACUGGCACAAUGAAGGGAACAAAGAGGAGUUUAAUCCGACCGGAGAGACCUCUGCGGACACCUAUCCAAACUGGCUCAGGUUCCACAUUGGGAUUAAUCGCUACGAACUCUACUCGAGACACAGCCCAGUUAUGGACGCGCUGCUGAAGGAUCUCGUCACUCAGAAAAUUACCAGCGUUGCUAUGAAGUCUGGAGGCACGCAACUGAAGCUCAUCAUGACUUUCCAGAACUAUGGACAGGCCCUGUUUAAACCCAUGAAGCAAACCAGGGAGCAGGAGACGCCGCCCGACUUCUUCUACUUCUCCGAUUUCGAGAGGCACAACGCCGAGAUCGCCGCCUUUCAUCUGGAUAGGAUCCUGGACUUCCGGCGGGUGCCUCCGGUGGCCGGAAGGCUGGUCAACAUGACGAAGGAAAUCAGGGACGUGACGCGUGACAAGAAGCUGUGGAGAACCUUCUUCAUUUCCCCAGCCAAUAAUAUCUGCUUCUAUGGAGAGUGCUCCUACUACUGCUCGACGGAGCACGCCCUGUGUGGGAAGCCAGACCAGAUCGAAGGAUCCUUGGCCGCCUUUCUCCCUGACCUGGCCCUGGCCAAGCGCAAGACCUGGAGGAACCCCUGGCGCCGGUCCUACCAUAAGCGCAAGAAGGCCGAAUGGGAGGUGGACCCAGAUUACUGUGAGGAGGUCAAGCAGACGCCCCCAUACGACAGCGGCACGCGUCUGCUGGAUAUCAUGGACAUGACCAUCUUUGAUUUUCUGAUGGGUAAUAUGGAUCGCCAUCACUAUGAGACUUUUGAAAAGUUUGGGAACGACACAUUUAUCAUCCACUUGGAUAAUGGGAGAGGGUUUGGGAAACACUCCCAUGAUGAAAUGUCCAUUCUGGUGCCUUUAAGCCAAUGCUGCAGGGUGAAGAAGUCGACCCAGCUGCGUCUCCAGCUCCUGGCCAAAGAGGAGUACAAGCUGAGCGAGCUGAUGGCCGAGUCUCUGGAGAGGGACAAACUGACGCCCGUGCUCAUCCGGCCGCACCUGGAGGCCAUGGACCGGCGCCUGCGCCUGGUGCUCAGGGUGCUGGCCGACUGCAUCGAGAAGGAGGGCUACGGCGCCGUGGUGGAGGACGACCUGGACGCGGCCGGCACCCGCGGGGUCCAGAGCGGGAGGUAGUAGGCAGCGCUCUCCCCGCGCUCUACGCCAGCAACAUGCCAACCCCCCCCCCCCGUCCCCAGCCC